UACGAACUCAAAAUCGGUGAAAAAAGAUAAAAGAAAAGACUUUGUGAGAACCCAUUAGAGGAAACUGAUUAAAACCCUCCACAGCCACUGAAAGUUUCUCUACAAAGAGGAAGACAAUGAUAAAAAAAAAAAGUUGUGCUUUGACCUUUAUGCCCCUCAUCGUUCCCAAAAACCCCUAAAUUACAAUCAUUUGGGUCAGCAAUCUGGAUCCAAAUCCACCACUCUCUCCAUUUGUCAUCCUCUGUCGAAGCUUUUUUUUUCUGCUAGUGAAGAUGAUAGCUGUGAUUGGAUUGCUUCUGGGUUUUCUAGUUUCAGCAUUGUUCUUACUUCAAGGAAAGCGAAGAUCAAACGCAGAUCAAGACAAGAAGAGAUCUAGUAAUGAGCCUGUAGAAGUCGUAAAGCCUAAAAGCUACAGCAAAAGCGAAGUCGCAGAACACAACAAAAGGAACGAUUGUUGGAUCAUAAUCAAAGAUAGAGUCUAUGAUGUCACUCCUUACGUUGAAGAGCAUCCUGGUGGUGACGCCAUUCUAGAUCAUGCUGGUGAUGAUUCUACUGAUGGCUUCUUCGGACCACAACACGCCACUCGUGUUUUUGACAUGAUCGAGGAUUUCUACAUCGGAGAACUUAGGAAGUAAGAAAGAAAAAAAGUUAGCUUUUUUUCUUAUCCUCUUGUGAUUGAAGAUUUGAGAUUGUAGAACCUUUUUGUCUUGCUAGUGUAACUCUUGUUCUUCCAUUGUAAUGCCAAAGUCUCCUCCUUUUCUCUGUUUAUUUUCAUGGCAAAUCUUGAGUUUCAACUUCAGGGUUUUUACUCA
Messenger RNA from Capsella rubella, 812 nucleotides. Its product is annotated as cytochrome B5-like protein. Gene Ontology annotation, cellular component: intracellular membrane-bounded organelle; membrane. NCBI's taxonomy places the organism in Eukaryota, Viridiplantae, Streptophyta, Magnoliopsida, Brassicales, Brassicaceae. Gene Ontology annotation, molecular function: heme binding. The coding region runs from base 273 to 635 and encodes 120 amino acids. The record is from RefSeq and is a predicted model, not a curated record. The transcript has a single exon.